AUGCCUGUGGAUCGUGAAACAUAUGCUGCACUAUUUCUCGAGGUGGUCGCAUCUGAUGAAGGAGAUCCAGCAAACACCGCCAUAGUCACAAUAACCAUAUACGUGGAUGAUGAGAACGACAAUGCCUCAGCCCCCAUAUUUCCGUUACCUGACACCACGUUCGGUUACGACCCGCCUGUACACAGUAAUACACCGUUUGGCGUAGUGGUAACAAGGCUUCGGGCAGUCGAUGCACACCAGGCGGAAAGUGGAACUGUUCUAUUUCGUAUCAACCCCGGAACUUAUGGAAGCGAGCUGUUUAAUCUCAACACCAAGUCAGGUGAGCUAACCACUGCCUUGGUACUUGAUCAGAUGUUGCAAAGGAAACAGCGUAUAAGCAGAAUGGAAGAAGUUGCUGGUAGCCCAUUGAACAAACCUGUGCCUGGUGUGUACCUCUUGGAGGUAAUGUUAACAGACAAAGGUGUUCCAGCCAACACAUUCCUUAACCGAUUUUACGUCAAUAUUGAUCCCCCUGACCUAGCUGAUGGGGAACGUGCAGCAGACAAUCGGUUAUUUGACGUCCAAUACAACCUAUUUCCUCGAGUAAACUUGCUAUGUAUUUUGGGCUCUUGUAUUGUUAUUGAGUCUAUUUGUUAUCUACACCGGUAUGGCCAUGUUAUUCUGGAUCCGAAUAUGCAAGCGAGCAAAGAAGAUGCAGCCUGUUAA
Molecule: messenger RNA, 705 nt
Organism: Dicrocoelium dendriticum
Lineage: Eukaryota; Metazoa; Platyhelminthes; Trematoda; Plagiorchiida; Dicrocoeliidae
Source: the annotation of a GenBank genome assembly